Stylophora pistillata is the source of this 2941-nucleotide messenger RNA. Its product is annotated as serine protease 23. Gene Ontology annotation, molecular function: serine-type endopeptidase activity. Gene Ontology annotation, biological process: proteolysis. NCBI's taxonomy places the organism in Eukaryota, Metazoa, Cnidaria, Anthozoa, Scleractinia, Pocilloporidae. The record is from RefSeq and is a predicted model, not a curated record.
UCUGAGGGACGUGUUUUGUUUUCAACUCAUAAAGGAAACCACAAAGACUUUGCCAAUAUUGUUCUUGUGAUCCCUCUAACAGCCUGUAAAAUUGGCCGCAGGAAACAAUACAUAUACAAAAGCUUAUUAGAAAUCAUUUGUACAUCGCAUUAUUCCGUUUUCAAUGCCCUGUUUAUCAUAUGAAGAACGUAUUUCCUGCUCUAAGAGGAUUCAGCCGUAAUAACUUAGUUUUGACGGUUUUGCCGUUGGGGUGUGGAAUAGCAAGGCUUUCUCAAAGGCGUAACAUCUUUGCGGUAGGAAAAAAUGGCAGUUUUACCUCGACCUCUCAUUAUGACGGCGGUUAAAACUUUAAUAACUUAUUGCCUGCUAAACGCAACUGUUCAAGGGAACACAAUCUGGUACAACGGCAAAGAAUCACUUGCAGAGAGCCUCGCCAACUCGCCACGCAUCUACGGAUUAUCAUUACCCAGUAAGGUGUCUAUGACAAACGCCAAGGGAAAGCUGAAUGUAACUUUCGGGAAUCCUGAAUCGACGAUCUCAAUGGCGCACAGAACUUCGCAAUCAACGACUGCAAAGCAUAGGUCCAAACGAGUGGUAUUUUCUGGGGACGACCGCGUGGUUAUACCUCCAAAACUACUGGAAAAAUGCCCCUUCAGCGCAGCGGUGCGGAUCUCAACUGGUUGCUCCGGAGUCCUGGUAUCACCUAAACACGUUUUGACUUCAGCUCAUUGUCUUCACAACGGAAGCCAUUACGUGGAAGGGUACAAAAGCCUAAAGGUGGGUUUCCUCAUGAGAAAUGGUACCACAGAAUGGCGUGAGAUCAGCUCUACUAAGAUGUCCAAACUGUGGAAGAAAGGAAGUGAUCCGAGCGCUACGAAGUAUGAUUACGCCUUAAUAAAGCUCUACAGAAACCACAGUCGAUGCUUUCUGCCCAUUUCUCCAAGCAGGACUUUCUUCUAUGGAACGCACUGCGCACACGAGGCAAUUCAUUUCUCUGGUUUUGAUGAGGACAGGAAAAAAGGGACUUUGCUCUACAGAAGUUGCCAAGUUCUGACUUACUCCGCUAACCUGCUCUAUCACUGCUGUGAUGCCCAGCGAGGUUCGUCGGGGGCAGGCGUCUACGAGAUCCGCAGGCCUGCAAAUGGGAAAUAUCUACGCUAUGUGGUUGGUGUGUUUUCAGGGAACCGCGACAGAAUCACCAGGGGACCCCCUCAGUCUACUUGUACCGGCCACUCCAGGAGGAUCUGGUUCACGCGGUAUUACCGCGCAAAUUACAAUGCCGCCUUGCGUUUCAAGGACCAGGACGUGUAUCACAUCUGUACGUGGAUGCGCAGACUUGGAGGAGAAAACUGCGAAAAGUUCCUCAAGGAAAGGCGGCGAAAAAGGCGUCAGUCGGCGAGGAAGCGCCGCGAAAGAAGUAAGGAGGCAUAUGCCCGUUGUCAAGGCACUAUUUAGACUUUCUUAUUGGAACUUAGAGUCCUUUAGAGACAGUAUAUAAAACUUCAAUUAUAGGAAUUUAUUGAAAAUAAAUCAAAACGACCUCUAAUAACCAUCACAGAGUAAUUUUCUUCGCUUAUAGUAUGGCAGCUGGUUCUUUGAAUUUGUUUCCUGGGAUACAGAAAACAAGUCGCAAGAUUAACCGUACACGUUACUGUUGCAGACCGUAGCGUAUAUAUUUUAACGAGUAUGAUUGUUCUCAUGCAGACAACGGAGAGUGUCAACUUUUAUAUGCAACUUUACUUUAAUUUUAAAAACUUCUUGUGUUCGAAAAAUAAACCCCCUCCCCCAUUUAAUGGCUCCACCUCUCGCUCUGUAGGGGAAAGUUUAAGGAAUGAAACGAAAUUUUUCAGUAAUCUGAUUUUUGAUUAAACGACGGCUCAGCAAUGCUAAUGAGUAUAAAAAAUGUUAAUCUGACUUAAAGCACGACGAAAUCGCACGCUAACUUUGAAUUUGAUAGCAUCAUUUAUAUAUCUUAGGUAGCUUUCAACAUAGAACCAGAGGUACAUCAUAGUCUAGAUACCUUCGUGGACAGCUUAAUACAAAAUAAAUGUUGUCAAAUUGCAGAGGUCAAUGGUCGUUUCUUUUAUGGCAUAGGAGAGAUCAAAUCUGCCGCGCUGUAAAUAGGAAGGCAGGCCUGUGGUUCUACAGUGUAUUUUAAUUCAUAUGACCAAUUACCACGGAGUAGUUAAAGUUUUGCGAGGUAAUUUCCACUAUCUAGAAGUUUCUUUGAUAUGUAAAGAAAUAGAAAAGCCCACCCUGCAAACUUCUUUGCCGCUUUUUUAUUUUAUGUAUCACAAGCGACGGGGUUACUGGACUAGAAUUCGCAAAUCUUUCAUCAAGAAACAAUGUUUUUAUCAUUUACAUAUCAAGGUGUAAACAGUUGUACUGCAGCAACAGCGAGACAACAUGAAAGAAUGCAUCGCGUGCGGUAGGUCAGAUUUUUAUCCAGCUGAGUUAUCAGAUUAGUUUGUUUUGAAAUAACUUAUAUAUCCCGCUAUGAAUCAACAAUAUUAUUGCUGAAUGCAUGGGUUUCGCUCUGUGGUUUAACCUCAACACGCAGGCCGCUUACAAAAUUACGACAAAGAAACGUUUGAGGAAAGAUGGGUGGGUAAGAUAGAGUAGGAUUUUGAGCUAACAUAAAGCGGUCUCCGAGGUCUUAGCCGUGAGGUUGAAACAAAGAUGGAACUACAGAUGAUGUCACAACUUUCUCUUCUCGCCACCCCACGACAUUUCUGUCCCGACCUUACGAGGGGAGGGGGGUGGGAAAAAGAGUAACCUAGGAAACGAGGCUGAAGUAAACUCCUGAGUCGAGUAUAUGAUAAACAACUCAGUUUAGAUUUAUCAUUUAUCAUAUUUCAAGAUUUAAUUUACGCAAUCGCUUCGCCUCGAAACUCUGUACAACAAAAGUGAGGCAAUAAAAUUGAAGUUAAAAAUUCACAUA